AUGAAGUUUCUCGUUUCCCUCACAGCCGGUCUGCUGUCCAUCGGCCUGGCCUCCGCCUCACCAGCUGCACCGCUCAACAAGAGAGCUGUAUCGACUGAUGGAAGCUGCGGAGGAACAAAAGGCUUCACUUGCAAGGGUUCUUCGUUCGGAAACUGCUGUUCGCAGUACGGAUGGUGCGGAAGCUCGGUCGAUCACUGCGGUGCCAACUGUAACUCAGCAUUUGGCACAUGUACUGGCACUACUACAUCAAAAGCAACUUCAGUAACGGUCAAGCCCUCUUCGACAAAGGUUGCUCCAGCUCCUUCCUCCGCGCCCACCAAGAAAGUAUCACCAGAUGCAACAUGUGGUGGCGCCAAUGGCUACACAUGUCUGGGUUUCGCCGAAGGCAACUGCUGUAGUGCGAACGGAUGGUGUGGUUCAACAUCCGCAUACUGUGGAAGCGGUUGCCAAUCUGGCUUUGGAAACUGCGGCAGUAACACCGGCUCAGGAUCCAGCACAACCAAGAGCAGCGCUAGCAAGACUUCCUCAACAACCCCAUCAUCAACAGCAUCUGGAUCUGCUCUCCAAUGCUUGAAUGGAAAGAAUGUUCCUUACAAGAUGACCUCAGAUGCCGAGUACUCUGAGCUUUCAGAGCCUUACAACCUGCGCGUUCCCUUCAAGCCAGCUGUCAUUGUUCUUCCAACCACCAACCAGCACGUUCAGGAUGCAGUUGUAUGCGGUGCCCAAGCCGGUCUCAAGAUCCAGGCCAAGUCAGGUGGACACUCUUAUGCAAGCUUUAGCUCUGGUGGUAAGGAUGGCGCUAUGCAGAUCAACCUCCAGUCUUUCCAGACUAUCGAGCUUGACAAGAGCUCUGGCGUUGCCACAGUUGGCGGAGGAGUUCGUCUCGGCAACCUCGGUGACGGCAUCUACACCCAAGGCAAUGCUGCUGUAGCCCAGGGUACCUGCCCUGGUGUUGGUAUUGGAGGCCACUACACACACGGAGGUUAUGGCCAUACAUCGCGCAACUGGGGACUGGCCAUGGACCAGGUCAUUGGAGCCGACAUCGUUCUCGCCAACGGAACCCUCAUCAAAGCCUCUUCAACACAAUCCCCCGACAUCUUCUGGGCUAUCAAGGGCGCAGCCGAGUCCUUUGGCGUCGUGACAAAGUUCUACCUCCAGACACGCGCCGCGCCCGCGAGCAUCACAUACUUCCAGUUCGCCUUCACUGGAAUCCAAGACUCUAAGAGCGUCUGGACCAACACCUUCAUGCACAUCCAGGAUGUCGCGAAGAAUGCUUCCGUCGUCGACAACCGCGUCUCCUUCGGCAUCUACCUCGACAACUACGGCUCCUACAGCCUGUCUGGCGCCUUUUUCGGAUCGGUCUCGGAAUUCAACACCAAGGUUAGACCUGAGUUGCUCCGCACCCUACCUACCGCCGAAGCAACCGUCGAGUCCAUGGCCUGGUAUGACUACAUGGUCAAAGUGUCUGGCAAAACCAGUAUCAAAGAACCCCUCACCGGCUACGACGAGCACGAAGACUUCUUCGCCAAGUCAGUCACAGUCCCUGAAUCUAGCGGCCUGACAUCAAACGCCCUCAACGCUCUGUACGAUUACCUCAAGACAGCCGGCUCGACAGAAUACUACAUCAUCAUCAACCUGUACGGCGGUCCCGGAUCAGCCAUUAACAGCAAAAACACUGAUUUCGCGGCUUACGUCGACCGCGAUAGUCUGUGGGUGCUACAGAACUACGGUUACGGAGGCGCGUCGAUGAACUUUAUCAACGGCAUCAACAGUGCUAUUAUCAAUGCGCAGCCACAGACGAGCUUUGGCGCGUACUUGAACUAUGUAGACCCGAGUUACGAUGCAGCGACUGCGCAUAAAUUGUACUACGGCGAUGCGGUGUACAGCAGGUUGGCCGCGUUGAAGCAAAAGGUUGAUCCGGCACAAGUGUUCUGGAACCCGCAGGCUAUUGGUGCGUGA
This is a messenger RNA of Alternaria burnsii, 1959 nucleotides long. RefSeq names its product fad-binding domain-containing protein. The transcript is spliced from 2 exons. Bases 1 to 1959 code for a protein of 652 amino acids. NCBI's taxonomy places the organism in Eukaryota, Fungi, Ascomycota, Dothideomycetes, Pleosporales, Pleosporaceae. The record is from RefSeq and is a predicted model, not a curated record. Gene Ontology annotation, molecular function: oxidoreductase activity; FAD binding; chitin binding.